Molecule: messenger RNA, 1778 nt
Organism: Amaranthus tricolor (Joseph's coat)
Lineage: Eukaryota; Viridiplantae; Streptophyta; Magnoliopsida; Caryophyllales; Amaranthaceae
Product: WAT1-related protein At1g21890-like
Exons: 7
Coding region: 339-1472 (377 amino acids)
Cellular component (GO): plasma membrane
Molecular function (GO): transmembrane transporter activity
Source: RefSeq, a predicted model, not a curated record
AAAGGAAUCUAAUAUUGUAAAAUCAUGAAAUAGGUACAUGCAACAUAAUGCAUCAAGGGACAUGCAUACGUGUAUGGGGGAUUCACCUCCCACCACUUCUACUUUUAUUCAAGUAUAAGAAGGGACUACUCUUCAUUUUGCUACUCAUCAACAUCCCCCUUAACUUCAUGUUUUCACUUCUUUUACUACUACUAAUAGUCUAACUACUAGCUAGUUUAAGAGAAAAUCAUGUUUUGAAUUAUUAGAUAUUAAUUAGAUAUAAUUUAUUCAUCAAAUUAUUAGUUAUUAGCUAUUUGUAAUUGUAUUUGUAUUUUGUUAUCUACUAAAAACUAAAAAAAAUGGGAAUUCAAUCUAUUUCUGGGGGUAUUUCAAAAAUUAAGGCUUACUUGGCUAUUAUUUCCCUGCAAUUUGGUUACUCUGGGAUGUACAUAGUAACCGCACUUUGCUUGAAACGUGGGAUGAACCAUUACAUCCUUUCUGUUUAUCGUCAUGUCUUUGCCACCCUUGCUAUCGCCCCUUUCGCCCUUAUAUUUGACAGAAAAACAAGGCCCAAGAUGACUCUAUCAAUCUUUCUCAAGAUAAUGGUGCUUGCUUUUCUUGAGCCUGUACUGGAUCAAAAUUUAUACUACGUCGGAUUGAAGUUAACGUCAGCAACACUUACUUCUGCAAGUGUCAAUAUUCUUCCAGCUAUUACCUUCAUUAUGGCAACAAUUUUCAGACUAGAGAAAGUGGACAUAAGGAAGCUUCCAAGCCAAGCAAAGAUAAUAGGAACAAUAGUGACGGUGGGAGGAGCAAUGAUUAUGACACUUUACAGAGGCCCAAUCGUCAAUGUUUUCGGAGGACAUGGAAUUGAUCCACAUAGCUCAAGCACUACUACUGCUGCUGCUACUUCUACUCAGCAUUGGAUUAUUGGCACCCUUUGCGUUCUCGGCAGUUGCUUGGGCUGGGCUGGUUUCUUCAUCCUCCAAUCAUUUACAUUGAAGGAGUACCCAUCAGAACUAUCACUAACAGCAUGGAUAUGCUUCAUGGGAUCAUUAGAAGGUGCAGUUGUUUCACUUGCUUUGGUACGAGACAUGAAAGCCUGGGCACUUGGCUGGGACUCCAGACUUCUUGCCUCUGUUUACACGGGAGUGAUUUGCUCGGGAAUUGCGUAUUAUGUACAAGGAGUAGUAAACAGGGAAAGAGGACCUGUUUUUGUGACAGUUUUCAGCCCUCUUUGCAUGAUCAUUACUGCUGCUUUAGGAUCCAUCAUCUUGCAUGAGAUUCUUCACUUGGGAAGCAUAAUCGGAGCAUUGGUGAUAGUGAUAGGGCUAUACACAGUUGUAUGGGGAAAAAGCAAGGAUCAUCACCAACCAUCAAUGGAGAAAGGUGGGAAAGAAUUGCCCAUGGCCAUGCCUAUCACAGAUCAUAAUGAGCAUCAAAGUAAUAUCACAUUGACCAAGAUUUCCUCUGGACAAGAAGCUGCUACAUAACACAUUAAUUAUAUCAUAUCCUAAAAAGUAACUAAAAAAGAACUUCAUGUACUUUUGUUUUGUUUUGUCAAAAUGUGGAAUUUGGGAUGAUGAAGGGGCCUAUAAUGGUCUUUUAAAAGAAUAUAUAUAAUUAAUUAGCUAAUUUACAAUGUACUUGAUCCCAUUAUUCCCUACUUAAUUUUAUUUCAUUUUCCCAAAUAUCAUGUACUUGAAAUUCCUUGCUUCUAAUUUGUAAACUUCAUCUCUCUUCUUUUUGCUAAUGUAAAAUUUGAACUUGAUCAACUUUAUUAUAUCUCUUUUUUUCAA